CAUACUAAACCCCUCACCCCUUCUCUGUAAAACUGUGCUAAUUUCUUCAUGCAGAAGACGCAAGGUUUAAUCGGAUUAAGGAGAGAAGGUAUUGAAGGACCGGUCCGAAAAUCACGGCCACGCUUACCCGCAAGAGGAGAGAUGUUGUACUUUAACAAAAAGACGUUAAACCUGGAGUUUUUCAAGCAAUGAAUCCUGCAAAUGAAACCGUGACCGAUACAGGCACGGUGGAGGAAUACCUGUUUAGCAAUGGUACCUACAAACUUCUCGCAUUCACGGUUGGAACUAUUGCUGUUCUGGGAUUCUGCAACAAUAUAAUUGUUUUAGUGCUCUACUACAGAUUUAAGAGACUACGAACGCCUACCAACCUGUUCUUGCUUAAUAUAAGCGUAAGCGACUUACUGGUUUCACUUUUCGGAGUGAACUUUACAUUUGUGUCCUGCGUUAAGGGACACUGGAUAUGGGAUUCGGCAACGUGCGUGUGGGACGGGUUCAGCAACAGUUUAUUCGGAAUCGUAUCCAUUAUGACACUGACUGUUCUUGCGUAUGAGCGCUACAUCAGAGUUGUCCACGCCAAGGUCAUUGACUUCACAUGGUCCUGGAAAGCCAUCGCUUACAUCUGGCUCUACUCGCUGGCCUGGACGGGGGCGCCUCUGAUAGGAUGGAACAGGUACACUCUGGAGAGGCACAGACUGGGCUGCUCUGUGGACUGGGGUUCCAAGGACCCCAACGACGCCUCCUUCAUUCUCUUUUUCUUCCUGAGCUGUCUCUUCGUGCCUGUUGGGAUUAUGGCAUAUUGUUAUGGACACAUUUUAUACACAGUGAGAAUGCUCCGAUCCAUCCAAGACCUUCAAACAGUUCAGAUCAUCAAAAUCCUCCGCUAUGAGAAAAAAGUGGCAAAGAUGUUCCUGCUAAUGAUCUCUACCUUUCUCAUCUGCUGGACCCCUUAUGCUGUGGUGUCUAUGUUAGUAGCCUUUGGUAAAAAAGACAUUGUCACACCAACAGUAGCUAUCAUCCCUUCCUUUUUUGCCAAAUCUAGUACAGCGUACAACCCAGUAAUCUAUAUUUUCAUGAGCAGGAAGUUCCGACGGUGCCUUUUACGGCUCCUGUGUGCUCGUCUGGUGAGUAUCCGGAGGUCAAUCAAGGACAGGCCAAUUGCCCGAGUGGAGAAGCCGAUCAGGCCUAUCGUCGUGUCCCAGAAAGUAGGGGAAAGGCCGAAGAAGAAAGUGACUUUCAACUCUUCAUCAAUAGUCUUCAUAAUAACAAGUAAUGACACCAACUACCUGGACAUUCCCUCUAAAAACUCUUUGUCGGAGGUGAAUGUCAUUAAAGUCCGGCCUCUAUAAGGGCACAAUGUGAGAUGAAUGGAUUCUUAGUUUCAAAGACGUUUCUACUGUGAGGUUCUCAUGGACAGCUCUUCUGCAGAAGAUAAUCCAUUAAUGAUGGUUAAAUAAACUAGCAGUUUUUGAUAACUAUGUGCAGACAAAUAGAUUAUUUCUAUUUGUAUUUAUAACGUUUAAUAGGGCAGCAUAGAAGCUGGGCAGCUGACAAAUGCAGAACAAAGAAACACAGCUGUCUGUGAAGGUGCAACCAGGUCUUGGAUUACAGUAGUUCCUCGCUCGGAUGCCUUCUACAUGGAGUUCAUACUGUAUGUUCUCCCCAUGUUUAAGGGGGUUUUUGCCAGGGUACUUUGGUUUCUUCCUCCCUUUAAAAGUUAUGUUUGCUGAGAUGAUUGAAGUUAUGCUUGCUAGGUUGACUGACAUCUCUUAAUUUUCCCUGUGUGCUUGAGUGUGUGUGCCCUGUGAUGGACUGGCGUCCCAUCCAGGUGUCUCCAGAAAGGCUUCUGUUUGCCAUGAUCAGGAACAAAGAUACAGCAGUUUCUUGCUUUCUGCAAAGGAACUGGAUGCCUAAUUGAAAGCAACAAAUGGUUGCUUUGUCAGAUCACCAUUCCUGUAAUGAGAAAUGGAGUCACAAGAUCCAAUUGAAUUAAAAGAACAUAUUUUUAAUACUAAAUCAAUAGUCAUUUGUUGCGUUAUAUCCUUUCGUCUAGAAAUAGUGUGAAAGAAUUUGCAGCCUCUCCUGAAAUGGGCAGAAAACCUUUAAGAAACCUAAGGAUUGCCUACCAUGUACAAUAGCUCUGAAAAUAAUUGUCCUUGUACUGUAUAGCAAAAUAAAUAAAGUCUA
Lepisosteus oculatus (spotted gar) is the source of this 2184-nucleotide messenger RNA. RefSeq names its product opsin 3 (gene opn3). Gene Ontology annotation, cellular component: plasma membrane; photoreceptor outer segment. Gene Ontology annotation, molecular function: G protein-coupled photoreceptor activity. Gene Ontology annotation, biological process: phototransduction; G protein-coupled receptor signaling pathway; visual perception. The record is from RefSeq and is a predicted model, not a curated record. NCBI's taxonomy places the organism in Eukaryota, Metazoa, Chordata, Actinopteri, Semionotiformes, Lepisosteidae.